AUGUUCGCCGACGGCCUCUGGGCGGGCGUCGAGCUAGCGCGGCCCAUCGGCAAGAACGACGGCUCGGUCGGCGGCCGACGCUACUUCUUCUGCCAGCGCGGCCACGGCCUGUUCGCUCCCGCCGAGAUGGUGGAGCGGUUCGACCCUUCGCCGCCUGUGCCGACGGCGACGCCGGCUCCGGUGCCGACCGACGCGGGUGAGCGGCUGACCAACGUCAGCGACGGCGUCGACGACGAGCUGCUGCAGGACAUCGAGCUGGACGAGGUCUCGUUCGGCAUCCUCACGCCCGACCAGAUGGAGGUGGACACGCAGCUGAUGCUCCGCUCCGAAGACCUGAGCCGCUCGCUGGACAUGCUUGCCAGCCCGAGCGCUGUGCCACCCUCGCCCGCCGACCUGAACCACACGUUCGUUGUGGAGGCGGAGCAGGCGGCGGCACGGCGCGGCCGCGGCUCACCCGCCGGGGACGAGGCGCGCCUCGUGAGGAUGGCGUCCGACUCCGGCGGCGCGCUGAACAUCACGGUCACCCUCAAUACCGAGCCCGACUGGGAGGACGAGUUCGCGGCGCUGUCGGCGCCCGAGCUUCCUGCUCAGGAGAAGCUUCCUGCUCAGGAGACCGAGAGGCCCGAGAGGCCCGAGCAGGGGCACCCCAGUCGGCAGCGCACAGAAACGGCCGAGGCGGCCGAGGCGGCCGCCGACGCCACCUUCUCCCUCACAGACGGAGAUGGCGCGCUACUGCAGCUGGAGCCGCAGGAGGACCAGCCGCUGCUGGAGAAGCGGGCGUCGCAGGAGCGCGAGCAGCUGCCCGGGGAGGGCCGGGAGCCGGUCGAGCAGCCGAAGCCGGAGGAGCCCGAGGAGCAGCAGGAGGUGGCGGAUGAAAAGGAGCAGAGGAAGGACGCGACCGGGCCGGACCGCAAGUCGGUGGUGUUCAGCGAGCCCGAGACGCAGCGGCCAGACCCGGCCACUAGCUGCGCCAUCUCCACCACCAGCAUCGACGGCGGCUACCAGGGCGACAGCGAGUUUGACACAGGCACGCCAAGCGAGGACCCGGCGCGGCCGCCGCCCCGGCUGGACGUACUCACCGACUCGGACUUCUGCAGCGAGGGCGCCGCCGGCACCGAGAGCGAGGCCGAGCACCGGCUCACCGACGACAUGGAGUCAAGCGGCGUCUACUCGGACGCCGAGUCGCGCCGCUCGGCCGAGCCCGACCGCGAGCCGAUCGAGGCGAUCGCGGAGACGGAGGAGACCACGCUGUCGCCGGUGCUGGAGACUCCGGCCGAGGAGCAGUCGUCGCCGGCCGGCGCCGCCGCCCCCGCUCUGCCUGCCUCGCCCACGCCGUCCGGCGCGGCGGCGGCGCCGGAGCAGCCCGUCGCCCGCCGCCGCCGCGACCCCAUCCCCAGCCACGUGGUGCGCGCGCGCGAGCUGCCCGUCAAAAAGGACCCGAUCAAGAUGAACCACCCUCUGCCGCGCCGGAACGUACAGAGCAAGCUGCGCUCCAUGCUGGAGGCACCGACGCCGGCGCCCGAGGGGCGGCGCCAGCAGCGCGCGCAGCCCAAGGGUCGCUGGGACGCGGUCAUGAGCCGCAUCGAGCAGAACAAGAACGAGGAAAAGACGCGACCGCGGCGCGAGGUCAAGAGUCGGCUGUACGAGGGCGUGACGCCCGCGAAGGGCACGCAGAACGGCUCCCGACGCAGCCUCGUCAGUGGACGGAACUCCAGAACGGGCUCCACACACACGCUGACAGGCAGCAGGACAAGCCUACGGCCGGCCGGCUCCCGCUCGGUGUCGCCGACCUUGAGCGAGGUCAGCUCGGCCUCGUCGACCUCGGCCAGGUCGCACGGCUCCAUGAACUCGGCCGACUCGUCCUCGAAAGCGCCCCGCCCGGCCCGCUCCGGGUCCAUACCCUCGCUCGGUCCCGAGAAGGCCGGCUCCGCUCCGUCUACGGCUCGUAGCGGCAGCAAGCAGCCGGCCGCCGUCUCCAGGCCAGUUCCGACGACGGCCGCCAGGGCGGCGCUGGACACGCCGGCGCGCCGCCACCCGGGCGUUCUCGCCAAUAAGACCAACCUCGCCAGCAACCACAGCCAAGGAACGAAAACGACCAAACCUCCCACGAGGACACCGAAUAGCUCACGAUCUCAGAACAAAGUACAAAGCAAAACUGCUACCAAAGGUGAGUGGCCGCCCCCGGCGCCCCGGGCCUCCUAG
Molecule: messenger RNA, 2202 nt
Organism: Pollicipes pollicipes
Lineage: Eukaryota; Metazoa; Arthropoda; Thecostraca; Pollicipedomorpha; Pollicipedidae
Product: serine/arginine repetitive matrix protein 1
Exons: 14
Coding region: 1-2202 (733 amino acids)
Source: RefSeq, a predicted model, not a curated record